Cheilinus undulatus (humphead wrasse) is the source of this 2446-nucleotide messenger RNA. It is a transcript of the gene hcar1-3, whose product is annotated as hydroxycarboxylic acid receptor 1-3. Gene Ontology annotation, molecular function: G protein-coupled receptor activity. Gene Ontology annotation, cellular component: membrane. The coding region runs from base 561 to 1652 and encodes 363 amino acids. Lineage: Eukaryota; Metazoa; Chordata; Actinopteri; Labriformes; Labridae. The record is from RefSeq and is a predicted model, not a curated record. Gene Ontology annotation, biological process: G protein-coupled receptor signaling pathway. The transcript is spliced from 3 exons.
AAUCACCUUUUUUGUGAUCUUAACGUGGGCGGAGCCGCUGAACUAAACCAUUAGGACAUUAAUGUCAGAGUUCAGCCGUGGUGUGCAUACUGUCUUACUGGUUUUUUAUUUUUUGAUAAUAAAGAAAUGUAGGAUUGACCUGCAGUGUGUUGUUUAUAAAUUCUUGCAUAUUCUGGUUUUGCAUCACAUCUUUAACUAACAGUCGUACGUCCCUGGUGUUAAAGUUAAAUUUAUGGUUUCCUGUCUUUCACGUCACUUUUCUGCCCUCCUUCAGAGUUCUUGUGUAAUUUGACGUGUGUGGUUUCCUAAAGUGAAGCACAGUGGAGGAUUCUCAGAGACAUAAAUACUCUGAUGAGUCAGAAGUCGCCACAUUAAACCGCCAACAUCUGUGGACAGAACUGUUUCAGUCAGCUAACAGAUUACCCUCAUCAGAAAAAAGGGGAAGUUAAAAAGAAGAAGUGAGAAAUUUCCUGAAUCUCUGAACCCUUCUGGUGUGGUCAUUAAGGUUUUUCCUUCAACCACCAAACCCACAACGCUUUGUCAGAGAAGAAGUCUUUAAAAUGCUGAAUGGAAGUUUGAUGACCCCGGCCCCCUCUGGUGGUGGGGGUGCUGGUGGUAGAGGUGGGGGCUGCCCACCUGUCGGGAUCCAGCUGGAGGGUUUGAUCCUCCCCCCGGUCCUCACCAUCGACGUCAUACUUGGGCUGCUGGGAAACAUCGUGGCCCUGUGGAUCUUCUGCUUCAAACUGAAGUCGUGGAACCCAAACGCCUUGUUCCUCUUCAACCUGGUCAUCGCUGACUUCUUCGCCCUGGUGAGUCUGCCGCUGAGGAUCGACGCCUUGCUCAGAGGCCACUGGGUGUUCGGAGAUGGAAUGUGCCGGAUCAACCUCUUCCUGAUGUUUUCAAACCGCUCAGCCAGCAUCGCGCUCAUGACUGUGGUGGCGAUUUACCGCUACUUCAAGGUGGUCCACCCUCACCACCGCUUCAACCGUAUGACGAAGCGUCAGGCUGCCUUCGUGUCCGUGUUCGUGUGGAUGCUGGUCAUCAGUCCUCGGGUCCCCAUGCUGGCCUACAACCACAUCAAGGGCAGCGGUAACAAAACGCAGUGCUUCUUCUUCACCUCGUACAAAGAGGCGUCGCGGGCCAUCAUCAUCCUGGUUGCCAUGCACCGCAUCCUGACCGUACUGGAGUUCAUCAUCCCGCUCGCCAUGCUUAUCUUCUGCUCCGCCCGGAUCUCCUGCUUCCUUCGCAAGCGACAGAUGGGAAAGCCGGGCAAGGUGCGGAAGGCGAUGCGAAUGUGCGGCGCCAUUGUGGUGGUGUUCAUGGUGUGCUUCCUGCCCACCACGGUAACCACCAUCGGGGUGUGGGUCAUCCGCUCGUACCGGCCGUGGGACUGCGCCUCCUUCUACACCUUCACCCAGCUCACCAUCGUGUCCCUGGGGCUGAACUUCCUCAACUCGGCCCUGGACCCCAUCGUCUACGUCUUCUCCAGCUCCAUGUUCAGGAAGGCCCUCGUCGGUGCGCUGCCUCGUGCUUUACGCUGCAAGGCCGACGACGGCGACAGCAAGAACGCCGCAUCCUCCUCAGGAAGUCAGUCGACCACCCAGAUGGAACUGAAAUCCAUGAGAGCGGACAGAGAGAGUGAAGCCUCGUAACAGACUCAAACUCAUGACUUUUGGAGCAUUUUCACUCAGUUCUGUCUGAUUUUUGUCCAUCUUUACACUUUAAGGGCAGACUGACCAUUACACCAACAGGGACUGCAACGACAGUCAAAUCCAUACUUCAAUAGGGAGCUCAGCAGCUCUAACAGCCUCCUCUCUUCUUGGAAGACUUUUCACAAGAUUUGGAAACAUUUCCAUGUGCAUUUGUGACCAUUCAUUCUAUAGAGCAGGGGUCACUAACUGACGGACCAGGGUCCGGGUCCAGACCCGGAAGCCAUCUGAUACGGACCUGGACCCGGACCUACAAUCAUUAGAUUAAAAAGGAAUUUUAAAUUUGACAGGGCGCUUCUAUUUUAACUGGCACAACCAUUCUAGGAUUUACGGUACUGGUUUUUCAAAACAGGAAAUGCACAGACCAAUUGCAUGCGAGCUAAGCCAUUUCACGUGACGCCACUCGGCCAAUGAACUGUCUGCAUUCCAGGCGGUAAACACUGAACCACUGCAUUCAUACGAGGACCAGACAAGAGGAAGACAGAAAGAGAAAAGAAAGAAAGAAAGAAUGAAUAAAGAAAGAAAAUCAUUUUUUGUGUGUAAAGAUUUGUUGAGUUUAUUAUAUUGUUAAGUUGGUUGAGACAGUUAAAGCACUUUAUUUUAUUUAUUAUUUUAAGAAUUUAUGGCCAAAUAAAUGUUGUGAAUUAGCUUUAAAAUGACAAUCUAAUUACACUUUCCACUUUGACUUCUGUUGUGUGUUGCUUUGUUUAAAUAAAAAUGUGUUUCAAAUAAAAUUA